AUUGUAUUCAAAUUAUAUGCCAAUUACGAGAGAAAAUGAGAAAAAUUAAAAGUUAACCUCUAGCUUUUUCUCAUUAUGUUAUAAUCUUCAGUGUCUUAUUGUCACAAAUCUUGAAAUGGCAGUCCUCAGUAAAUCAUCUAUUAGAAAUACAAAAAACCUCAAAUGUUCGGAAAUUAUUCAUCCAUGGAGUAAAAGUUGUAUUAAUGGAAAUGCAGAAUUUAUUUUUGUAUCAAUCAAAGGGUUGUCCUUAUUUUAUGCAAUGAUGUAUGGGAUACCUCUUAUGUUAAGGCUUAGAAAAAAUCAAAAAAUCAAUAUAUUAAAAAUUUUGUUUGACUUUAUGAGAUCAUUGUCAUGUGGAGUUUACUAUGCCUCAUCGUUUAUAUUUUUCAACUGUCUGUUCCAUAAAAUAUUUGGGAGGAUCAAUUCUAUCGCUUUUCUUUUUGUUGUUCCAUUCCUCUGUGGAUUCUCAAUAUUCUUAGAGAUUCCUGAAAGAAGAGAUAUAACUGUCACUACUUUUGUAUCAAUGUUUUUAGAAUGCUAUUAUAAACUGUUAUGCAACAACAAAAUAAUUAUGAGAUCGAAGAAAUUUGAAACCCUAUUAUUCAUGUUAGUGAAUGCACUUUUGAUGUAUUCUCUGAGAAUACGUCAAGAUUUGAGCAAUAGAAAAGAAACUUUGUGGUUUUUUACACCAACUUCAACUACACAUGAAGACACUUCUGAGAAUAUCCUUCAAAACAAUAAUGAAAAAUACUCUCAAAAAUUUUCCUACACCAAAAAUAUUAUCAGAAAUUCUCUGAAGUACAGUUCGAUAGGAUUGGCCUUAUCAGUAAUAAAGUUCUUAGUUUAUAAAGUGAUGUCGCCUUUGAACAAUCAAGAGUCAUUUUUUAGAUGGAAAAGCUUACGACUACCAUUUUUUAUGGGUUCAUAUGUAUCCACUUUUGAGGCUUUGAGUUAUUAUCUGUACAAAAAAGAAGGUAAUUACCAUUAUUAUCAAACAUUUUGGAGUGGUUUAUUUUCUGGCAUUUCAUAUUUUUUAAAUCCAAACCUUCAAGUUUUGUUCACUGCCAUAACCAUACUUUUAAAGAUACAGGGAGACCAGUUGAAGAAAAAGUACAAAAUGGCUAAUUUUCCAUACUCGGAAUUCAGCUUUAUAAUUAGCAACAUGUUUCUUUUACAAAGAAUGAUACUUGAUCAUAAACGUGUCCCUACAUUUUUUUAUAACAUGUUUAUGUUUGGCACAAUGAAAAAAGCAUCUCACAUGAUUGAUGGAAUACAGAAACAUUAUUUAACUUGAAGAUUAUUAAGAUUACAAGGCGUAAGAAACUGAUCAGUUAUCCAUAUUAUUGUUCUUAUAUUAUUUCUGACUCAUAAUCUUUACAAUGUAUACCUUUAGUGCCAUUAUUAAAAUAUUUGUCUAAUUAAAAAU
This is a messenger RNA of Nezara viridula (southern green stink bug), 1426 nucleotides long. The record is from the annotation of a GenBank genome assembly. NCBI's taxonomy places the organism in Eukaryota, Metazoa, Arthropoda, Insecta, Hemiptera, Pentatomidae.